CGCCGCCGCCGCUUCCCGCCGCCUCCCGCCGCCGCCCGCCCGCCCGGCCCGGCCCGGCCCGGCCCCCCCCGGAGCCGCCCGCGGGGUCGGGCCCGGCCCCGCCAUGGCCGAGGACUUCUGGGAGGCCCCGCGCCGCUGAGCCGGGCUCCGCCAUGGACCGGAUGAAGAAGAUCAAGCGGCAGCUGUCGAUGACGCUGCGGGGGGGGCGCGCCCCCGAGAAGAGCCUCGGGGAGCCCCGCGAUAGCCACGGCAGCGACAGUGAGACAGGGGUGGAUGAGGGGCGGAUGGGCUCGGAUGGGGAGAGUGACCCCCCCUCGGGGACGUCCUCGGAGGAGGUGGCGUCCCCUGUGCGCCUGCGCCUGCGCCAGCACCCGGCCCGGCCCGGCUCCUCCGAGGACAUCAACAAGCGCCUGUCGCUGCCGGCUGACACCCGCCUGCCCGAGGGGGGCCUGGACCGGCUGGGGCUGCCCGGGCCCCUGAGCCGCCGCCUGCGCCGCGUCUCCCUGUCGGAGAUUGGCUUCGGGAAGCUGGAGACCUACGUUAAACUGGACAAACUGGGAGAGGGCACCUACGCCACGGUGUACAAGGGCCGCAGCAAACUGACCGAGAACCUGGUGGCCCUGAAGGAGAUCCGCCUGGAGCACGAGGAGGGGGCCCCUUGCACGGCCAUUCGCGAGGUGUCCCUCCUGCGGGACCUGAAACACGCCAACGUGGUGACGCUGCACGACAUCGUCCACACGCCCCAGUGCCUCACCCUUGUCUUUGAGUACCUGGACCGGGACCUCAAGCAGUACCUGGAUGACUGCGGCAGCGUCAUCAGCAUGCACAACGUCAAGCUCUUCCUCUUCCAGCUCCUGCGGGGUUUGGCCUUUUGCCACCGGCACAAGGUGCUGCACCGCGACCUCAAGCCCCAGAACCUCCUGCUCAGCCGACGGGGGGACCUCAAACUCGCCGACUUCGGCUUGGCUCGGGCUAAAUCCAUCCCAACCAAGACCUAUUCCAACGAGGUGGUGACACUCUGGUACCGGCCUCCCGACAUCCUCCUGGGUUCCACUGAGUAUUCCACCCAGAUCGACAUGUGGGGUGUGGGCUGCAUCUUCUCGGAGAUGGUGACGGGGCGGCCGCUGUUCCCCGGCUCCACCGUGGAGGAGCAGCUUCACUUCAUCUUCCGCCUGCUCGGGACCCCAACGGAGGAGACAUGGCCAGGCAUCGGGGCCAACGCCGAGUUCCGGGCCCACAAGUACCCCCCGUACCCCCCUGAGGGGCUGCUGCACCACGCCCCACGGCUGGACGAGGAUGGUGCUGACCUGCUGGGGCAGCUGCUGCAGUUCGAGGGGCGGCGGCGGGUGCCGGCGGCAGAGGCCAUGGUGCAUCCCUUCUUCGCCUGCCUGGGGCCCCGCGUCACCACCCUGCCCGACACCACCUCCAUCUUCGCGCUGAAAGAGAUCCAGCUGCAGAAGGAGCCAGGGCUGCGCUCGGCCACGCUGCCCCCCCCAGGUUCCUCUGCCUUUCGGGUGCUCGACACUGAAUUCUGACACUGAGCAGCCCGUGGAUCGCUGCUGCAACACCCUGGGACCUCCCCAAAACUUGGGGGGUGUUGCCCCCAAAGCUUGGGGAGACUGCUCUAAACUGGGGGGGCUACCCCCCAAAAUGGAGGGGGGGCACCUUAAAACUAAGGGGGAUCACCCUGAACUGUCACUAUGCCCUCUUCCCUCCCCAAAGAGCUGCUGCUGGGUUUGGGGGGGGAUCACGUGGGACACCUCAUUGUGGGGAGGUUCCCCCCUAUUUUUUGGGGGGAUCCCUCGAUUUUGGGGUCCCCCCCACCCCCAUUUACGUCGAGUUUUAUUUUUUCAAGGCAAUAUUAUAAAUAAGAGUCUAUAUUGGGUGCUCCCCCCGCAGGGGUGGGGCUUAGUGGGGGGAGGGGCUACCCUGGGGGCAGUUUGUGGGGGUGGGGAGGGUGGUGGUCCCCUUCUGAGCUUACUCUGAGGUUAUUCACACUUUACUCCAGGGUUACUCCGGGGUUACUUGGGCCUUACUUGGGGUUUCUUCACCUCCUGGGGGAGGUCCCCGGGGUUGUGGGGGGCCCCGGUGUGGGGGGAAACUUGGUCCGAGGUUACUCCCAUUUUACUACAGGGUUACUCAGGCCCAACUCCCACUUUACACUAAGGCAGCUCAGGCCCAGCUCUGUGGCUGUUCCUGCCCUACUCCAGCCUUACUUCAUGGCUACUCAGCCCCUAUUCCCUUACUAUGAGCUUCUACUCCUUGGUUACUCAGACACUACUCAGCUGGGGGCUGCACUUUUCCCCCUAAUGCUCAGUUUAUCCUGGAGGGUCUUACUCGGAGCUUACUUAGCCCUUACAUUAUAGUUAUGCAGUACUUUACUGCUUUCCAGAACUUAGUCUGGGGUUACCCAUGGGGGGGGUCCUUGUUCUGAGUUUACUCAGCCCUUACGUUGAGCUUAUUUGGUACUUUGCUCCUAGUCAGAACUUGCUCCAGGGUUACCCAUAGGGGUCCUUGCUCUGGGCGUACUCAGCUCUGCCUUUGGGGUUAUUUGGUGCUUUAUUGUUACCCCUUUCUCCAGGGUUAGUCCAUGUGGAUCCUUUACCCCUUUCCUUUACCUUUACUCUGCUUUUUAUGGCGGCACUACUCAGCCUUUCCUCAGAAGUUGUGUGCUUGCUUCUCCAUCGCUGUCCAGCUCCUUGGCACAGCUACUCGGCCUUUGCUCAGAGGUUUCUCAGCCCUUACUGCCUUCUGCCACUCAGUUCUCCCUACUUAGCGCUUUAAUCCCAGGUUGUAUCUUCCUCAAAGCCCUGCUCCAGCAUUACACAAAUGUAGGUCUGCCCCCAUCUUACUCAGAGGUAACUCAGCGUUUUGAAGAGUUACUCUCAACACUAACGUGCUCCGUAGUUGUAGCUGGGCUUGUGUGGUGGGUCCUCAGUGGGGACUCAGGAGGGUCUUAGGCCUUAUUCAGCACUUACUCAGAGGUUACUAAGGCCUUAGUGGGCCAGCCCUGGGGGCUUUUGGGGUUACACAGUGGCACCUUCUUUGCUACUCAGCCUUUACACAGAUGAUACACAGUCCCUCUCCUGCUUACUCAGACCCUCCUCAGCCUGUUUCUCUGAUUGCUCCUUCGGCCCCCCUUGCACUACUUACUCAGAAGUUAUGCAGCUGACUUGUGCCGUGUCUUUACCCAGAGGCUGCAUUGCCUGAGCUCUGGUGUUUCCUGCUCUCCCUGCCUUCCAAGCCCUUUCUCCAAGGAUACUCAAUGGAUACACCCACUUUGCUCGCUGUGCCAUUACUCUUUGAGCAAAUUACUCUACUUCCAGGGCGUGCUCAGCCCAUCUUCUGGGGUUCACAGUUGUUACUCCAAGGCUUCUCAGCCCUUACUUUAGUCUGGUAUCUUGAAAUUACUCGAAGUUCAUUAUGUUGAAGUUACUCAGCCACUAGUACAGGUCACAACUUCCACUGAGGUUAUCCAGUGCACUAGUGAGUGGAACACUCCUUACUCCCGGGUUACUACAUACUCUGUGGCCACACAAUCGUUACUUCAGGCUCAAGCCUUGCUUUGAAGUUACUCCUUACCGCAGGCCCACCCAGCCACCACUUCUUAUUCUAGGAUUACCCAGUCCUGCACCCAGGGCUACUCCAGGGUACCCACACUUUAUGCCAAGGUGACACUUUACUCCAGGGUUACUGACGCUUCAUCCUGAGGCUACACACUACGUUGGGGUUACAAGUACUUUACACUGAGUUCGUAUUUUAUUCUAGGGUUACUGUCACAUUACUCCGGGGUUGCUCACACAUCACCCUGACACAGGGGGCUACUCUGGGGUUACAGACAAUUUAUGCCAAUGGCACACUUCAGGGUUACUCACAGGUUAGUCAAGGGUUGUUACUCCAGGGUUACUCACAUUUCAUGCAGGGGUGACACCCUUCUUUGGGCUUAUAGACACACCAAGGCCAUGCCCCAUUCCGGGCUUACGCAUGGGGUUACUCUGGGUUUACUCACACUUUACUCCGAGGUUGCUCACACCUCGCUCUGCCCUCCCACACCCUCCCGGCACAUCCAGCAUCGCUCAGGAUUGCCCCUAUUCCCCCCCCCCCCAUCCCCGCGGGUCCUUAUACGUACCGUGUGUGUAAAUAUGUACAUAAGGGGGCGGGGUUUUUUACAUGCAGCAUGAGAUGCUCGAGGGCUCAGCCCCACCCCCUGCGGUCCCUAUAGCGCCCAUGGGGGGGGCAGAGCCUCUAUACUGCCCCGGGGGGGUGGGGGCUGAGCCGCGGUGCCCCCCGCCCCCAAUAUGGGGAUAUAGGGGCUGCGGGGGGGGAGGGGGCUAUAGGUGCCGGGGGGAGGGAGGAGCAGUGACCCCGGGCCUGGGGAAGGGGAGGGGGGGGGAAUGGGCUGGGAUCGUAUGGAUCCUAUAGGUUCCCCUCCUCCCCACCCCAGGAAAGUGACGUCACGCGGUGGGCGGGGUGACGUCACGCGGUGGGCGGGGCCUCGCGCCUCGGCUGUACGGUACCGACCAUUAAAGCCUCCCUGGGACAUGCCGUGA
This is a messenger RNA of Strigops habroptila (Kakapo), 4550 nucleotides long. It is a transcript of the gene CDK16, whose product is annotated as cyclin dependent kinase 16. Gene Ontology annotation, molecular function: ATP binding; protein kinase activity. The record is from RefSeq and is a predicted model, not a curated record. The coding region runs from base 153 to 1535 and encodes 460 amino acids. The transcript has 17 exons. Lineage: Eukaryota; Metazoa; Chordata; Aves; Psittaciformes; Psittacidae. Gene Ontology annotation, biological process: exocytosis; neuron projection development; protein phosphorylation. Gene Ontology annotation, cellular component: cytoplasm; synaptic vesicle; nucleus.